This is a messenger RNA of Haliotis rufescens (red abalone), 1509 nucleotides long. RefSeq lists its product as uncharacterized. The record is from RefSeq and is a predicted model, not a curated record. NCBI's taxonomy places the organism in Eukaryota, Metazoa, Mollusca, Gastropoda, Lepetellida, Haliotidae. The transcript has 3 exons. Bases 38 to 727 code for a protein of 229 amino acids.
UUGAAUUAAGAGUUUCAUCUAUCCGCGACUUAGCAAGAUGAAAUUGUUACUUAUUUUGUUGCUCUUUGCCCCAGAUGUGGUAGCAAAGAUGCCCGAAGUUCAAACCCAUCUGUUUCAAAGAGUCUUUUCUCUGGAUAACAUAAAUGUUCUAGAGAUCCCCUCCAGUUUUAGUCAGUGUGACGAUUUCCUGGAAUGCGGGUCAAUCUGUUCACGGGACGAUCUGUGUGUCGCUAUGGUGCACUAUGAUGGCGAGUGCUACACCUAUGCUUCAUCCGUUUCGCCAUCUGGCAUCGCAAAACCUGGCGCCAGAGCUUACACCAAGCGCAGAGCCAAGACAUGCCCACCCGACUUCCAUCAAGACAAAGAAGCACGGCUGUGCGUGAAGAUCGUUGCGAAUCCUUACGGAACCUUCAAUGAGAAGAGAUGCACCGAACAGUCCAAAGAUGCCCGUCCUGCCCAGAUUCAAACAGCACGGAAACAUCGAGCAGUGGUGAUCUAUGUGGAUAAAAAAGGAACCAUGUCAAACGUCUUCGUUGGUGGCAGAACAAACGCCAAGGGAGCCUAUUCCUGGUUGGAUGGCACUGCGAUCAGGAGCAAUAUGUGGUGUCUGGGUAGUUCUUUUGGCCAGAAAUGUGUUCAACUUUGGACAAAGGGGGGAUUUUGCCUGAAAGAUUGUGAUUGCUAUUCUUCUAAAGAAAUAUUGUGUGAAGUGCCCCUGAAUGAGUAGCAGGAAAGUUGCACUGUACACUUUUAUUUGACUAUUGUGAGAGCGUCCCGAAUCCAAAAUAUAUCCUUCACGUACCUAUUAAACUCUCAUUAGGUGAUAUUGUGUUGCGGACAUUUUAGUCCAUUUACCAAAUUUAAAAAUUUGUUGGUAACAAACCAAGAUAUAGCUAAUGAUUCAUUACAGACAUUAUCAUAAGAAAUUUUCAAACAUUAGAUUAAUACAAUAUGUGCUGUGCUGAAAUAUUACAAUUUGUGAAGUCGACAUUAUAUAUAUUGUAACAACUGAUGACUGAAUUUUCUCUGGUCAUUCAUAGGUUUUCAAGGUAUUCAGGGAUCAUAUUAAAAAUUAACAAGCUUAGCUGAGUUUAGACAUGUGUACUAAAUGAUGUUGUAUAUUUAAGAAAUUAUCUUGGAUAUGACUUUGUCAGAUAUUACUCUAGGGAAUACAUGUUAUAUCUGUAAUCAGCCAUGACAGCUGGCACUCACAUAUCCACUUUCAAUAACUAGCGCUUCGAAAAUGAUGAUUGACUUACAUGUAUGCUUAUUUGGCAUAUUAACGAUCGGAUUUGUGUGGCUGGAUUAUUAAUAUCAAAACUAGGACAGACCAAGGAAAAAAUAUUUACAAUGUAUGGCUGUUAUAUUGUUGAGUAAAUAUCUACUUCUGUAAGUAGCCCCUACAGACACACCUCUGUGUUUUGUUAGAUCCGUGUCACAUACCUUUAUUACAUUAGCAAGAGACCCGUGAAGAUUCCGGGGUAGAAUAGGUCUUCAGCAACCCAUGCU